AUGCAGGAGGUGGAGUUUCUCAACUCGUCGUUCCAAAAGCUCAUUGAGGCCAAGCGCAAGUUCCAGGACUGUCAGGAGUCGGUGCGUGGCGUGUCCGCCGAGAAGGACGAUACAGAACUCAUGGUGCCGCUGUCAUCAUCGCUGUACGUGCCUGGACGCAUGAGCAACGUGGGCAAGUUCAUGGUUGACGUGGGAACGGGAUACUAUGUGGAAAAGGACGCAGAAGGAGCCAUUGCCCACUACCAGAAGAAGGUGAUGACUUUGGAGAAGAACUUGGGCGAUCUGACAGCCGUAGCCGAGCAGAAGGGUAAGAAUCUGGAGGCUAUUGACCAGAUCAUGCGCCAGAAGAUUGGCGAGGAGAUGAAGAAGAAGCAGACUCAGCAGGCGGAGUGA
Yarrowia lipolytica CLIB122 is the source of this 393-nucleotide messenger RNA. RefSeq lists its product as uncharacterized. Lineage: Eukaryota; Fungi; Ascomycota; Dipodascomycetes; Dipodascales. Gene Ontology annotation, biological process: RNA polymerase III assembly; protein folding; RNA polymerase I assembly. Gene Ontology annotation, cellular component: cytoplasm; prefoldin complex. The record is from RefSeq and is a predicted model, not a curated record.